Nerophis lumbriciformis (worm pipefish) is the source of this 647-nucleotide messenger RNA. It is a transcript of the gene atp6v0e1, whose product is annotated as ATPase H+ transporting V0 subunit e1. Gene Ontology annotation, cellular component: proton-transporting V-type ATPase, V0 domain. The record is from RefSeq and is a predicted model, not a curated record. Gene Ontology annotation, biological process: proton transmembrane transport. Lineage: Eukaryota; Metazoa; Chordata; Actinopteri; Syngnathiformes; Syngnathidae. Gene Ontology annotation, molecular function: proton-transporting ATPase activity, rotational mechanism.
GGCUUCCUCGUGACCUGGUCACAUGACUUGCGCCGCCUCUUACGUUGUCCCUCUUUUCCAAGUUGUAAGAAGUUUGUACCUUGUGAAUUUUUGUUGCUUUUAACCCAGCCUGUGCCAUGGCAGAACUAAGUUUUGUCAUCGCCAUGUCCGUCGUGACCUUAUUCUGGGCCAUUGUCGGAGGAGUGGUGCCCUGGUUUAUACCCAAAGGACCAAACAGAGGCGUUAUUGUCACAAUGCUGGUGUUGACUGCUAUUUGCUGCUACUUGUUCUGGUUGAUUGCCAUUCUGGCUCAGUUGAACCCACUGUUUGGACCGUCUCUGUCCACUGAUGCCAUCUGGUACCUCCGCUACCACUGGCCUUAAUGAUCCUAUGCUGACAGUGAUCCUGACAGUGCAGACGUUGCAGCAAAACCAUGGAGUGUUUUCUCUUAACUUCCAGAUGCGUUCCUUGCCUUAAUCUCACAUCCCUGUGUGCCUACUGAGUGUCUUUCACACAGGUGCCUUGUACAAAAUACCCAAAUGACUUUCUUAAAAUGGCUUCUGGCAGAGUGUGCUUUAAUUUAAAAGUGUUCAGUUGAUGUAUAUUAUUGUAAAGUGAUGCUGUUUGUGUAAAUGAGCUUGCCAUUAAAUGUUAUGCCUCAUACUUCA